GUAGUUGUCCUCUCUGCAAUUUCUUCCGGGGGGGUACAAGAUUGGUUGAAGGCGGAAUCUUCGCCACAACUCACAAACAACUUCAGUUGUCUUUUUCAGGUUUCGCUUGGCCAUAGAGCUACCUCUCCUCUCCAUGUUGCUGUGUCGGGUUUCGGCAGUAAGCCGGACGUUCGCGAGUUGGGGACGGGGGUCACUCAGGGGAGGCGGCCUCCUACACCGUGCUCUCUCCUUCAGCUCAAGCCGCUGUCAUGAUGUGAUGUCAGGAGAAGGCAGGUGUCAGUCCGCAGAGACAGGCUCUGCUCAGGCACUGUACCAAGACACAAUUCUCCUUCCACGGACUAAAUUCCCAAUGAAGCUAACCGGACAGAAGCUGCUGGACCGGGAGCUCGAGAUUCAGCAGAAGUGUGGAUUUGCAGAUUUGUACUCCUGGCAGAGACAGAGGAAGGCCAAGAAGGAGUUCUGUCUUCAUGAUGGACCGCCUUAUGCCAAUGGAGACCCUCAUGUAGGACAUGCACUCAAUAAGAUCCUGAAAGACAUCCGUAACCGUUUUGAGAUGCUGAGGGGGCGACAGGUCCACUACAUCCCAGGCUGGGACUGCCAUGGCCUGCCCAUCGAGCUGAAAGCUCUGGGGGAGUCGGCAACCAGCGGCCUUGACCCGCUGCAGAUCAGACGUAAAGCGCGAGCGUUUGCUGAGCAGGCCAUAGCUCGUCAGAAGGCUGCUUUCCAGCGCUGGGGGGUGAUGGCCGACUGGGACCAGUGCUACUACACGUAUGAUGGGGCCUAUGAGGCGUCUCAGCUUGAAGUUUUCCAGGAGAUGCACAACAAGGGGCUCAUCUACCAGGACUACAAGCCAGUCUUCUGGUCUCCCUCAUCACGAACGGCCCUAGCAGAGGCAGAGUUGGAAUACAACCCCGAGCAUGUGAGCAGAGCCAUCUAUGCCACAUUCCCCCUGAUCACACUUCCGCCUAAGAUAACCUCAGAAGCAGGUCUUGGAAGUGUCUCCGUGUUGGUGUGGACCACCCAGCCUUGGACCAUUCCUGCAAACCAGGCUGUCUGCUACAUGCCCAACGCCCAGUACUCUGUGGUGAAGAGGGCCGACAACUCUCAGCUGCUUUUAGUGGCAACAGAGCGCACAGCCAGCGUGGCUGCACUGCUGGGCACAGAGCUGGAGAGUGUGGGUGUCUUCACAGGCUCCCAACUUGAGGGUGGGAUUUGCAAACAUCCCACAAUUCCUGACAAGGAAGUGCCACUGUUGCCAGCGAAUCAUGUGACUAUGGCAAAAGGAACAGGAUUGGUCCACACAGCGCCAGCUCACGGCAUGGAUGAUUACAGUGUUGCUUCACACUUUAAACUGCCUGUGGAGUGUAUGGUGGAUGCGGACGGCAAGUUCACUGAAUUAGCUGGUCCUGAGCUACAGAAUCUGUCUGUGAUGACACAUGGGACGGACAAAGUGAUUUCCAUGUUGCAGAAGUGUGGGGCUCUGGUGAAGGAGGAGCAGUGUGUCCACAGUUACCCAUAUGAUUGGAGGACAAAGCAGCCUGUCGUCAUCAGGCCCAGCAAACAGUGGUUCAUCAACACGGCCUCACUAAAAGACAAGGCCAAGGAGGCACUGCAGAAAGUGCGUAUUUUGCCAGAGUCAGCCCGGGGCAGCCUGCUCGCCAUGCUGGACAGACGGACCUACUGGUGCAUCUCCAGACAGCGAAGUUGGGGCGUCCCGAUCCCUGUCUUCUAUCACAAAGAGACUGGAGAGGCUCUCAUCAACAAAUACUCAGUGUCUCAUAUAGGAAAGCUGUUCAAAGAAAAGGGCAGUGACUGUUGGUGGGAGCUUCCCAUUGAGACUUUGCUGCCAGCAGAGGUGCUUAAGAAGACUAAAUCAGGUCCAGUGACAGACUAUGUUCGUGGAGAAGAUGUUCUUGACAUCUGGUUUGACAGUGGAGCAUCGUGGGCUGCUGUACUAGAAGAGGAGAUAGAGGGAGACACUGAGGAGCCUGAGUCCCGUCUCAGCUGGCUCCCUGCUCCACUCCGCAAACCCCUGGUCACAGAGUCAGACUCCAGGGCUGAUGUGUAUGUGGAAGGGAAGGACCAGAUUGGAGGCUGGUUUCAGUCCUCGCUGCUCACCAGCGUAGCUGUCAGGAGCAAAGCACCUUACAAGUCACUGGUGGUCCAUGGCUUUGCUGUCAGUGAGAAGGGAGAGAAGAUGUCCAAGUCUCUGGGCAAUGUUGUGGAUCCUGAUGCAGUCAUUAAUGGAGGGAAGGACCCCAGUAUGCCAGCCUAUGGGGCAGAUGUGCUGCGUUGGUGGGUGGCAGAGUCAAACGUCUUCUCUGAGGUUCAGAUUGGACCCACUGCUCUCAACGUAGCCAGAGACAACAUCAACAAGUUGAGGAACACUCUGAAAUUCAUGCUUGGUAACCUGCAGGGCUUCGACCCUCGCGUGCAUGCUGUGGACCCCAAAGAGAUGCACUACAUCGAUCAGUACAUGUUGCACCUGCUGCGCGAGUACAGUAUCAAGGUGACAGAUGCCUACGGUGAGUUUGAUGCUGGCAGGGUCAUCCGAGUCCUCCAAGCCUUCAUCACCAGAGACCUCUCCAGCUUCUACUUUAGCAUAAUCAAAGACAGGUUGUACUGUGAUCCAGAGGACUCACUGGGCAGAAGAUCAUGUCAGACAGUUUUAGAGGAAAUUCUCGAUGGAGUGACCAGAUCCAUAGCUCCCAUCCUGCCACAUCUAGCUGAAGAAGUCCACCUACAUGCACCAGGACAUGACGAAGAGGGGACGUUAUUCAAGAGCGGCUGGAUUAAAAGUAGUUCCGUUUGGCGGCGACCAGGAUUGGAGGAGGCAGUGGAAGGGGCAUGUGCCAUCAGGGACUCCUUCCUGUCUUCCAUUCCAGGCAAACAUCCAGCUAAGUUUGACCUCACUAUUGCCAUUGAACCUGGUUUGCUGUUUGAACUCAUGGAGUCUCUCCAAGAAGAGCCCACCUCCACCUCCUCACAGCUGGCUGAGCUGAUGAUGGUAGCACGAGUCAACCUGACCAGUGAGCUUCCCCGCGACCUGCCCCCAGACGCCCAGCUCAGCCAUGGGACCUUCCUCAUCAAUCUGGAGGGUGGUGUUAUCCGUGAAGACAGUCCCUACAGUAUAGCAAUGGUGCCCACUGCUGCUGCCCGGUGCCCGCGGUGCCGCCGCUACACUGCAAAGUCAGCAGACUGCCUGUGCCUGCGCUGCCAGACCGUCAUUUCACAGGCUCAGAGAAGGGUCUAGAUACUGUAUCACCCUGACGACCAGCAAACAUCACUUUGGCUGUUGCGUUUUCCUGCUUCCCAUGAAUUUGCUUUGUAGGGCUGAAUAUCACGCAGGUUUUACAAUUAUUGUCUCUGUUUGCUGAGAGAUGUUAACUGUUAACUGACUCGAGAUCAGUCCAGUUCUCUCUCACUGCAGCCUGGCACAGGACUGGCAUUGUAAUGACCUGAUGGCAGGUAAGCUAUUGCUAUUUCUCAAUGUGCUUCACACUUCACUGUAAAGUACUUUCCUUGAACAACCUUUUCAAACUCUAAAACCAAAAUGUCCACAGUGGUUUUGGCCACUUGGCUGUGGCAACAGUGUGCUACUUACACAUGUGGUCUAGCAUGAUAGGAUUCUUUACUGUGUUUAGAGUUGGGAACUGGAGAUAUUGAUUUGAUCUUCAGUGUGGAAGGGAUGCUAUUAAAUGGAGCUUAUGAUUUUUAAAUGUGUAAAUACAUUGAAAAAGAAUUAACUACCAUUGAGUGUCACUGUGUGACAACAGUUGAGAGAAACCUUUUAUAUAUUGGGUGUGGGUAACUUGUCAGUGCCUACCUUUGUAUAAGAAAUUCUUUUCCUAGUAAACUUAAAUAAUUGAAGGUGUAGAAAAAUAUCUGUACAUUGAAAAUAAAACAAGUUUCAUCUCUGAA
Molecule: messenger RNA, 3921 nt
Organism: Acanthopagrus latus (yellowfin seabream)
Lineage: Eukaryota; Metazoa; Chordata; Actinopteri; Spariformes; Sparidae
Gene: iars2
Product: isoleucyl-tRNA synthetase 2, mitochondrial
Exons: 24
Coding region: 134-3253 (1039 amino acids)
Biological process (GO): isoleucyl-tRNA aminoacylation
Cellular component (GO): cytosol
Molecular function (GO): ATP binding; tRNA binding; aminoacyl-tRNA deacylase activity
Source: RefSeq, a predicted model, not a curated record